UAGCUAGUAACGUUAGCUAGCUAACCUUGGUUCUUGUUAGCUAGGUAACGGGCUAAUAAGGAAUUAUUUUUGCAAUUUUUGUUGGCUAGCUCGUACCUAGCCGGAUAAACUAUCCAGAACUGGGGACCACAAUCCAAAAAGUCAAGGAAAGUCGCUUGUCGUCGAAGAGUUGUUGACUCCUCCGUUCUCGGCUGGGUGUCCCACACACAGACAGUUUACAGUCAAGCCGGGAGUAAAGCACUGCCGCUGCUCGCUACCUGCCUGGUAGCUACCACCACAACGGGCCUUGUUGCUGAGGCGACAAUGCUUGAAAUAAUGUCUGAACACCAAGGUACGUUAAGUGUCAGUUCACAUAGUAAAUUGAUCUAGAGUUGCUUUCUAGAUAGCGGACAUUGUCGGUUUUGUUUAAGCCUCCCACAGUAAAGCAACUGUUGGUUGUUCAUUCGCAAUGUUAGUUGGCUAACGUUAGCUAAUACUUCGCUAUGGUUAACUAACAUCAACUGGCAGCUAGCUAGAUUGACUUAAUCUGCAUCAAACAGUCGACAACGCAAAUUAGCUUGCAGAGUGAUAAACUUUGCGAUUUUAUGCAGUAACGACAACUAGCUAGAUAGCGUAGCUAGCUAACGUUUGCUUGUUAACCAUGCCAUUGAUGUGGCUAAUGUAAAAUAACCGCUGGCAAGCUAACGGUAACUAGCUAGCAAGCCUAACAUUAGUUCUAACAAAAUGGGGCAUAAUGACGGUUGCUUUGCCAGUCAACUAACCUGCAUUCAACAGCUAACUACCAGUGUUUGUUUGUUAGUUAGAUUGCUACAGUAACUAGUAAGUUAACGUUAGUAAGCUAACUACUUAGCUAGCUGUUGCUAGCCAAGUUCAAAAUUCGGGGUUGAGCCGGCUCCUCACGCCAGCCCAGCCGGGCGGUGAGCUGCUAACGCUGGCUCACAAUGCAUGGAUGGCAUGGUUCAAGUUUGUUCGCUAACGUUAUCUAACAUACUGUAGCCAGACAGCUAGUUACAACUCAACAUUUUCACCACCAAGCACCAGUCUUAACUUUGUCUUUGCAUCCCCAGUUAACAGUUAUUGACCCGUUGUGAACAUAUAAAGACAAGGCUGACUAACGGCGUUACUGGCGAGCAGGGCAGGCAUUCACUCGUUUAAGACAACUAGCUAACAUCUAUACAGGCAGUACGUUAUCCAUAACGACUGGCAUUGCAGCACCUUUGCCUGGUUCAGUUUUUCAUUGCAUUAGCAAGCUAACGUUAACUAGUUAUUCCUAUAUUCUUCAUAUUCUCUCGAUACAUCGCUAGGCCGAACACAAAUAGACACAGUGGAGAGAAUGAGGUUAUUAUAACCUGACAAUUGUACUUUGCAGUAAUGUUUAAUUUUUUUAUCCAAAUGACUUUGUGUAGAAAUUUUAAACAGAUUAUAGCUAGUAUAGUAAUUGUUUUUUCCUACACAGAUUCGUUAUUGAAGUGCAAAACGGAGACUCUGGUAAGUAGACUUCCGGUGUGAUGUUCAAUUUCACCUCACCCUAAACCUGUUCACUCUUUUUUGUGUUGUCUGUGUGAGUAAUUAGCUUGGUUCAUCUAUGUGUGGAUCUCAUUAAUGUGUUUGUUUGUUUUAUCUCUUUAGCCUCCAGAGAGGAGAAAGAGGACCGUCGAAGACUUUAACAAGUUCUGCAACUUUGUCUUGGCAUAUGCAGGCUAUAUCCCCAAUCCUAAAGAGGUAGGUUAACUAGGCACACAAUGACAUAAGCCCGUUUCGACUGGCACUUAAAAUUAGGGCCAAAUUCAAGCUGGCUCGAGAGAAACCCGGGCCAGCACAGCCCAGUUUCACAACUGGUGCCAGCUCGAUUAGAAUUCGGGCUGGUGACGCCAUUACUAUGCAACCACCAGCUGAUCACUGGUGGAUGCUGACACCACGUUUAGCUAGUUUGUCUGAGCUUGUUGCUGUUAGCUAGCAUAUGGACAAGCAGUACUGCAGUAGUCAGACAUGACACGAAUUACCACCAUAGCUGGAUCCUUCAUUCACUUUUGCACUACACAAUAAACUUUUACGACAACAGUCAGCCCUCGAAUGCUAGAUACCUAACAUUGGCUAGCCAAUCAGUGGAAACAAGCUAGCUAACGUGAGUUAGCAGGAAUUUUAACUGGCCAGGUCUUAUUGAAAGCUAGCUAUCAAACCUGUCGUCCGGUUUGCUUGGUUAGCUAGCUAAUAGCCAAUGCCAUGGCAAACAAAGUAAGAAUAUAGCUAGCUAGCCUGUUAUGCUAGCAAACGUUAGAAAGCUAAAUACAUGGCUCUGAGUCUGGCUGGCACUGGCAGGAGUAUGGGGUAACCUAAGUUACAGCAUGGUGAGGGUGAAUUAAAUUCUUCAACAUCUUGCUAGCUAGCAACAUUAGUGAAGCCAGCUGCACAGUCACAUAUUGGCUACCUAGGAAUAUGACAUUUCUCAUUUCUGGAGGCAGUGGAAACUCAAUUCGAGCUAGCCCACCAAGGCAAGCCCAACCCGGGUUGACUUCAAAGUGCCAAUAAAAACGGGGCUAUAGAGUAGCAUGGGCAAACCUGUUUUGGUGUUUUUUAUGGUAUAUCAGCACAUUUUUGGACUCAUUCAGCAGUUUUUACCUGAUUUAAGUACAAUACCAUUGGAAAUUAAUGUUGAAAGUUCCAUUUAUAUUCCUAAAACAUACGUUGAAAAUGAUGCUGUCGCUGCUUCCUGUUGACAAUGCAUAUUGAUAAAUAGCCCAAUGUCAAAAUACAGUUUAAGUGUCCAAAUCAAUAACCAAUAUGCAGUAACAGUUUGAUGUAAUGAAAACCUAAAUAUAAAAUGUACUGUGUCCAAAUCAAUAACCAAUAUGCAGUAACAGUUUGAUGUAAUGAAAACCUAAACAUAAAAUGUACUGUCUACGGCUCUGUCGUAGCCGGCCGCGACCAGGAGACCCAUGGGGCGGCGCACAAUUGGCCCAGCGUCGUCCAGGGUAGGGGAGGGAAUUGCCGGCAGGGGAUGUAGCUCAGUUGGUAGAGCAUGGCGUUUGCAACGCCAGGGUUGUGGGUUCGAUAAAAUAAUGUAUGUGCUAACUGUAAGUCGCUCUGGAUAAGAGCGUCUGCUAAAUGACUUAAAUGUAAAUGUGCAACAACAUAUCACUUGUUUUUUUUAAACAAACACCUUGUAAACUGCACAUGCACCAAAAACCCUGUUUUGACAAGUGGCAAUAAAUCACUCAUCGAUUAGGAGGGGGGGGAUAUGCAUUGUUGAAACUACCACUACUCAAAAACCACAUGGAAACAACAUUUUUUACGUAACUGACCACCUGCAGAACAGUCAACUACAUUUUGGAAUGUUGCAUUUUGAUACAAGGGUCACCAAAACCGAAAGAGAAAAGCAACACUGUUUUGUCAAUCACUCAUUGAUUAUCACGUUGAAAUCAAUUCUGUUAAAACUAAAACUGCUAAAAAAACCUAGUGGAAUCACUGGUUAGAGGACAAUUUGUAGAAGACCGCUAGCUACAUUUUAAAGUGUUGCAUUUUUAUUCAAGUGGGUCGCCAACGCGGUAAGUGUAAUGCAACACUUUUUGUUAAUCACUUCCAUCUAUCGCGCUGAAAUCAAUAGAACGGGGCAAACAUUUGGUGUGUAGCGCUGUUUUAAACUAACUAUUCAAAGGCCACACGGAAACUUGGAAUAACCUAAUACAUGGUUGGUUAGAUGAGAACUUCAAAGUAUUCAUACCCCUUAACUUAUUCCACAUUUUGUUGUUACAGCCUGAAUUCAAAAUUGAUUAAAUUAAACAAAUCUCAACCAUCUACACACAAUACCCCAUAAUGACAGUGAAUGCAUGUUUUUAGAAAUGUUUGCAAAUGUAUUGAAAAUGUAAGUCAGAAAUGUCUAAUUUACAUACAGUACCAGUCAAAAGUUUGGACACACCUACUCAUUCAAGGGUUUUUCUUUAUUUUUACUAUUUUCUACAUUGUAGAAUAAUAGUGAAGACAUCAAAACUAUGAAAUAACACAUACAGUGGGGAGAACAAGUAUUUGAUACAUUGCCGAUUUUGCAGGUUUUCCUACUUACAAAGCAUGUAGAGGUCUGUACUUUUUAUCAUAGGUACACUUCAACUGUGAGAGACGGAAUCUAAAAAAUCCAGAAAAUCACAUUGUAUGAUUUUUAAGUAAUUAAUUUGCAUUUUAUUGCAUGACAUAAGUAUUUGAUCACCUACCAACCAGUAAGAAUUCCAGCUCUCACAGACCUGUUAGUUUUUCUUUAAGAAGCCCUCCUGUUCUCCACUCAUUACCUGUAUUAACUGCACCUGUUUGAACUCGUUACCUGUAUAAAAGACACCUGUCCAUACACUCAAUCAAACAGACUCCAACCUCUCCACAAUGGCCAAGACCAGAGAGCUGUGGAAGGACAUAAAGGAUACAAUUGUAGCCCUGCACAAGGCUGGGAUGGGCUACAGGACAAUAGGCAAGCAGCUUGGUGAGAAGACAACAACUGUUGGCGCAAUUAUUAGAAAAUGGAAGAAGUUCAAGAUGACGGUCAAUCACCCUCGGUCUGGGGCUCCAUGCAAGAUCUCACCUCGUUGGGCAUCAAUGAUCAUGAGGAAGGUGAAGGAUCAGUCCAGAAAUACAUAACCUACAUUUGUGUUUUAUUUUUACAUAUUGGUAGCUAGAGUCGUUCAAGGAAUUCGGGACAUGGGUGACUAGUUAACGUUAGUUUUGCUCUCUCUGUGUGUUCGUGCCGUGAAAGGAGGGGUUUCUUCUUUGUCUGAAAGCAAUGGAUAGCUAGUAUGCUAACUAUUCUAGCUAACUAACUGGCUGAAUAAGUUGACGACGGACUCGCUCAAGCUGUCGGGACUAACACACAACGUUAGACACGGACACGAACGAUCUGCUUGGUGUGUUGACACACUGGUGGUUUGUUGUGGCCGAGUAUUGGUGCUAAACCAUGUUGUUGGAGUCCGGCAUGCUAGCUGACUGUGGCGUCUUAUGACUAGGUGCCCUGGACGAUUUUCACGGAAGAAUACUGUACCUAGUUAGCUAGCUGAAUAAACUAAGUUAGUCUAUUCCUAGAAAACAUUGAACCGCUGUAGUUUACAACAAUUAUAGUUUCUGAGGUGGAAGUUGGGAGAGUUAUAUUUGGGUGUUGUGGUGAGGGAGGUCCCGCUCUCUCCUUUCCCAGAUGUUUAGUUCAUUUCAUUCCGAUCUCCUUUGCAUUAUUGUAGCCAUUUUCUGCAGCCUGUCAACUAUGCCUCUGCCUAUCCCUGUUCUCUCCUCUCAGCACAGGCUAUACAAACGCCUCACACCGCGUGGCUGCUGCCUCUCUAACCUGGUGGUCCCUGCACGCACCACCCACGUGGACUUCCAGGUCUCAGGCAGCCUCUGGAACUGCCGUUCUGCUGCCAACAAGGCAGAGUUCAUCUCAGCCUAUGCUACCCUCCAGUCCCUCGACUUCUUGGCGCUGACGGAAACAUGGAUUACCACUGAAAACACUGCUACUCCUACUGCUCUCUCCUCGUCUGACCAUGUGUUCUCGCAUACCCCGAGAGCAUCUGGUCAGCGGGGUGGUGGCACAGGAAUCCUCAUCUCUCCCAAAUGGACAUUCUCUAUUUUUCCCCUGACCCAUCUGUCUAUCUCCUCAUUUGAAUUCCAUCACAGUCACUAGCCCAUUUAAGCUUAAUAUCCUUGUCAUCUAUCGCCCUCCAGGUUCCCUUGGAGAGUUCAUCAAUGAGCUUGACGCCUUGAUAAGUUCCUUUCCUGAGGAUGGCUCACCCCUCACAGUUCUGGGGGACUUCAACCUCCCUACGUCUACCCUUGACUCAUUUCUCUCUGCCUCCUUCUUUCCACUCCUCUCCUCUUUUGACCUCACCCUCUCACCAUCCCCCCCUACUCACAAGGCAGGCAAUACGCUUGACCUCAUCUUUACUAGAUGCUGUUCUUCUACUAAUCUCACUGCAACUCCCCUCCAUGUCUCCGACCACUACUUUGUAUCCUUUUCUCUCUCGCUUUCCUCCAACACUACUCACUCUGCCCCUAUUCAGAUGGUAAUGCACCGUCGCAACCUUCGCUCUCUCUCUCCCGCUACUCUCUCCUCUUCCAUCCUAUCAUCUCUUCCGUCUGCUCAAUCCUUCUCCCUCCAAUCUCCUGAUUCUGCCUCCUCAACCCUCCUCUCCUCCCUUUCUGCAUCCUUUGACUCUAUGUCCCCUAUCCUCCCGGCCGGCUCGGUCCUCCCCUCCAGCUCUGUGGCUUGAUGACUCAUUGCGAGCUCACAGAACAGGGCUCCGGGCAGCCGAGCGGACUCCCUGUGGACCUGGCAUCUUUUCACUCCCUCCUCUCUACAUUUUCUUCAUCUGUUUCUGCUGCUAAGGCCACUUUCUACCACUCUAAAUUCCAAGCAUCUGCCUCUAACCCUAGGAAGCUCUUUGCCACCUUCUCCUCCCUGCUGAAUCCUCCUCCCCCUCCUCCCUCUCUGUGGAUGACUUCGUCAACCAUUUUGAAAAGAAGGUUGACGACAUCCGAUCCUCGUUUGUUAAGUCAAAUGACACUUCUGGUCCUGCUCACACUGCCCUACCCUAUGCUUUGACUUCUUUCUCCCCUCUCUCUCCAGAUAAAAUCUUGCGACUUGUGACGGCCGGCCGCCCAACAACCUGCCCGCUUGACCCUAUCCCCCCCUCUCUUCUCCAGACCAUCUCCGGUGACCUCCUCCCUUACCUCACCUCGCUGAUCAACUCAUCCUUGACCGCUGGCUAUGUCCCUUCCGUCUUCAAGAGAGCGAGAGUUGCACCCCUUCUCAAAAAACCAACACUCGAUCCCUCUGAUGUCAACAACUACAGACCAGUAUCCCUUCUUUCUUUUCUCUCAAACUAUUGAGCGUGCCGUCUUUAGCCAACUCUCUUGCUAUCUCUCUCAGAAUGACGUUCUUGAUCCAAACCAGUCAGGUUUCAAGACUGGUCAUUCAACUGAGACUGCUCUUCUCUGUGUCACGGAGGCUCUCCGCACUGCUAAAGCUAACUCUCUCCUCUGCUCUUGUCCUUCUAGACCUGUCAGCUGCCUUUGAUACUGUGAACCAUCAGAUCCUCCUCACCACCCUCUCCGAGCUGGGCAUCUCCGGCCCGGCUCACUCUUGGAUUGCGUCCUACCUGACCGGUCGUUCCUACCAAGUGGCGUGGCGAGAAGCUGUCUCCGCACCACGUGCUCUCACCACUGGUGUCCCCCAGGGCUCAGUUCUAGGCCCUCUCCUAUUCUCGCUAUACACCAAGUCACUUGGCUCUGUCAUAUCCUCACAUGGCCUCUCCUAUCAUUGCUACGCAGACGACACACAACUAAUCUUCUCCUUUCCCCCUUCUGAUAACCAGGUGGCGAAUCGCAUCUCUGCAUGUCUGGCAGACAUAUCAGUAUGGAUGACGGAUCACCACCUCAAGCUGAACCUUGGCAAGACGGAGCUGCUCUUCCUCCCGGGGAAGGACUGCCCGUUCCAUGAUCUCGCCAUCACGGUUGACAACUCCGUUGUGUCCUCCUCCCAGAGUGCGAAGAGCCUUGGCGUGACCCUGGACAACACCCUGUCGUUCUCCGCUAACAUCAAGGCGGUGACCCGAUCCUGUAGGUUCAUGCUCUACAACAUUCGGAGAGUACGACCCUGCCUUACACAGGAAGCGGCACAGGUCCUAAUCCAGGCACUUGUCAUCUCCCGUCUGGAUUACUGCAACUCGCUGUUGGCUGGGCUCCCUGCCUGUGCCAUUAAACCCCUACAACUCAUCCAGAAUGCCGCAUCCCGUCUGGUGUUCAACCUUCCCAAGUUCUCUCACGUCACCCCGCUCCUCCGCACACUACACUGGCUUCCAGUUGAGGCUCGCAUCUGCUACAAGACCAUGGUGCUUGCCUACGGAGCUGUGCGGGGAACGGCACCUCCGUACCUUCAGGCUCUGAUCAGUCCCUACACCCAAACGAGGGCAUUGCGUUCAUCCACCUCUGGCCUGCUGGCUCCCCUACCUCUGCUGAAGCACAGUUCCCGCUCAGCCCAGUCAAAACUGUUCGCUGCUCUGGCACCCCAAUGGUGGAACAAGCUCCCUCACGACGCCAGGACAGCGGAGUCACUCACCACCUUCCGGAGACAUUUGAAACUCCACCUCUUUAAGGAACACCUGGGAUAGGAUAAAGUAAUCAUUCUAACCCCCCCUUACCCCACCCCCCCCAAAAAAUAAAAAAAAUAAAAAGGUCCCCCUGCUCAAGCCAGCGCAUGUCCAGGCCCGUCUGAAGUUUGCCAAUGACCAUCUGGAUGAUCCAGAGGAGGAAUGGGAGAAGGUCAUGUGGUCUGAUGAGCUUUUUGGUCUAAACUCCACUCGCCGUGUUUGGAGGAAGAAGGAUGAGUACAUCCCCAAGAACACCAUCCCAACCGUGAAGCAUGGAGGUGGAAACAAAAUUCUUUGGGGAUGCUUUUCUGCAAAGGGGACAAGACGACUGCAGCGUAUUGAGGGGAGGAUGGAUGGGGCCAUGUAUCGCGAGAUCUUGGCCAACAACCUCCUUCCAUCAGUAAGAGCAUUGAAGAUGGGUCGUGGCUGGGUCUUCCAGCAUGACAACGACCCGAAACACACAGCCAGGGCAACUAAGGAGUGGCUCCGUAAGAAGCAUUUCAAGGUCCUGGAGUGGCCUAGCCAGUCUCCAGACCUGUACCCAAUAGAACAUCUUUGGAGGGAGCUGAAAGUCCGUAUUGCCCAGCGACAGCCCCGAAACCUGAAGGAUCUGGAGAAGGUCUGUAUGGAGGAGUGGGCCAAAAUCCCUGCUGCAGCGUGUGCAAACCUGGUCAAGACCUACAGGAAACGUAUGAUCUCUGUAAUUGCAAACAAAGGUUUCUGUACCAAAUAUUAAGUUCUGCUUUUCUGAUGUAUCAAAUACUUAUGUCAUGCAAUAAAAUGCAAAUUAAUUACUUAAAAAUCAUACAAUGUGAUUUUCUGGAUUUUUGUUUUAGAUUCCGUCUCGCACAGUUGAAGUGUACCUAUGAUAAAAAUUACAGACCUCUACAUGCUUUGUAAGUAGGAAAACCUGCAAAAUCGGCAGUGUAUCAAAUACUUGUUCUCCCCACUGUAUGGAAUCAUGAAGUAACCAAAAAAGUGUUAAACAAAUCAAAAUAUAUUUUAUAUUUGAGAUUCUUCAAAUAGCCACCCUUUGCCUUGACAGCUUUGCACACUCUUGGCAGCCAUUAAACUAUGUCGCUGUUUUAAAGUCACCAUUGGCCUUAUGGUAAAAUUCCUGAGCGGUUUCUUUCCUCUCAGGCAACUGAGUUAGGAAGGACGCCUGUAUCUUUGUAGGGACUGGGUGUAUUGAUACACCAUCCAAACUGUAAAUUAAUAACGUCACCAUGCUCAAAGGGAUAUUCAAUGUCAGCUUUUUUAUUUGUAUUUUUUAACCCAUCUACCUUUGCGAGGCCCUCGUCUCGUAGUUUAAUCCAUUUUGAAAUUCACUGCUCGACUGAGGGACCUUACAGAUAAUUGUAUAUGUGGGGUACAGAGAUGAGGUAGUCAUUAAAAAAUGAUGUUAAACAACUUGUGACUUGUUAAGCAAAUGUUUACUCCUGAACUUAUUUAGGCUUGCCAAAACAAAGGGGUUAAAAUACUUAUUGACUCAUGGCGUUUCAGAUUUUCAUUUUAAAUUAAUUUGUAAAAAAAAUUCCAAUAACAUAAUUACACUUUGGCAUUAUGGGUUGUUGUGUGUAGGCCAGUGACCAAAAAAUCUCAAUUUAAUCCAUUUUAAAUUCAGGCUGUAACACAACAAAAUGUGGAAAAAGUCAAGGGGUGUGAAUACUUUCUGAAGGUACAUUCUUUAUUCUUCAGAGUAAGAUGUUGGGGGAAGGGGGGUGCUAAACUGACAUAUGGAAUUGUUUUAAGAUGGUCAUACUAUGGAUCAUUUAGCAAUUUGAUUUUGAAUAUUAGGACCCCUUUAACUAUAAAAUAUAGAUUUUGGCCUUUACUGCUAAAGCCCAUCGAAACACAUUGAAAACACAUUCAACAGAAGUUUACACAUUGAUGGUACCGACUUCAGACAAGUCUCCUGACACUUGUGGGGGUCGUAGAGCAAAACGGAGAACACCAUCGUGUUCGUGAGAGUCUCCCCUUUCCAUAGAUUAAUAGUAAUAACGCUACAGACGUUUAUGUGAGAUGACCGAUUUUUGGGAUCUCUCAUGGUCUGACGAACACAGCUCUAGCUCUGCCACCUUUCACCGCAGAUGCGGAAGUGUGACACUGGCAGAUGCGGUGGAUUGAGACUAAUCCCAUGCAAAAAAAACUCUAGCUUAAACAGACAUCUUUUUUUUACGUAACAUAGAUUGACGCACCGGUGCAUCAAUCAACUCUAGGGGUUUAAAUGACAUUUACGACCCUAUGCAUCAAGUAUUGAUUGUCCUAUACGUUUUUUUCCUCAUUGUUCUUUCUCUACACCUGUGGCUGUGUAGGAAGGUCCGUGGUCGCCAGCGUCCUCCAGCUCCCCACACAGCUCAGGGGCAUCGGGGGAAAGUGGCGGUGGAGGUGGCGGCAGCUCUUUGGGGGCCAGCUGGGGAGACGGCGGCAAUGACCUGCACACCAUCCACACGUUUGUCCACAAGGCCCGCGCCAACAAGGGCAAGAGCAUGCGCCGCAUGCACUCGGACAGCUCCCUGCUGGACAAGAUGCGUCUGAAAGACUCUUUGUACGACAGCCAGACUGCCAGCAAGGCAGAGCGCAAGAAGGACAAAAAGCUCAAAAAGUUGUCGAUGGGUUCCGCUAUUGUCGGUGCGGCCGACAGCGGGAGCAGUGGCGGUGAGAAGAGGGCCCGCAUCAAGCGCAGCAAAAACCCCAAGCAGCCCAAAGCCCUCAAGAAGCUUAAGAGCUCGGCCACUCAAAGCGAGACAGACUCUGAGACCGGUCACGCCCACCCCGGGGAGCGCUCGGUCCGAGAGGACCUGACAGGGCACAGUGUCUCCUCCCCAGGAAUGCAGGGGCUGGCCAAGAUGCAGGCAGGAAUGGUGUCCAACCGUGAGGCAGAGAUGAGUUCGAGUGAAGGCGAGACAUGGAUAGCCGACGAGGACAUCAUGGUGGAGUCAGGUAAGCGAUUUCAUACUGACCACACUGUGGACAAGAAAGCAAUUUUUUUUGCUGUAAAUGUGGGUGCCCUGUUAUUUCCACAAAUAAAAGUUGCAUCACUUCAGCUUUUCUAAGUGUACGGCUGCUGUUUCCUGGUAAUAUGCUUUGCUGCUUGGCUUACAAUGGAUCGAUAUUAGUGCACUGACCUGUUCCCUGAGGUCUAAACCAGAGGCUCAUAGCAGGUUUGCUUUCCUUGGGCAUAAAUAAGGGAAAAUGUGGUAUUUAAUUUGAAUCUGCUUGGUAACAAUAGGUACUUUAUUGCAUUCGUUACGAGUCACUGGGGAAUAAUUAAUGGGUAAUAAUUAUGUAAUUCUGGUGUUUCCAUGUAGUUCCUUAGUAAACACCAAGUAAUUAGGGGGCCAUAUAAAUAAAACCUCCGCAAACAAAACAAACAGUUGAAGAGCCUCUUCUUUUUGAAAACCUUUGCCCCUGUAAGGUGCCCACUGAACCCAUCCCUGCUUGUCCCACUAUGAGAUGCCCCCUCUUACCUCUCUCUUCUCCCUCCUUCACCGCACAGGUGACGACUCUUGGGACUUGAUCACCUGUUACUGCGGCAAGCCAUUUGCGGGGAGACCCAUGAUCGAGUGCAACCAGUGCGGAGUGUGGGUCCAUCUGUCAUGCGCCAAGAUCAAGAAGUCCAACGUCCCUGACAUAUUUUACUGCCACAAGUGCAGGGACACUCGACGGUCUGGGCAAAAGAAAGACCCCUAA
Molecule: messenger RNA, 11807 nt
Organism: Coregonus sp. 'balchen'
Lineage: Eukaryota; Metazoa; Chordata; Actinopteri; Salmoniformes; Salmonidae
Source: the annotation of a GenBank genome assembly